AUUAAAAAAUAUGGCCUCACUACUCCACUUUGCACUCUCGUCUCUUCUACUUGCUUUAACCUCGCAAGCUCAUGCGGCUUCCUACGGCUACAAGCCCUCGUCGAGUUAUGUUCCAACAAGUAAUUAUAACAAGGUCGUCUUGAACACCAUAGACUCGUGCUGGCGCACCAAUGCCAACUGGGCAACCAGCCGCCAAGCCUUAGCCGAUUGUGCUGUGGGCUUCGGCAAAGCCGCCAUUGGAGGCAAGUUUGGUGCUAUUUACGUAGUCACCACUCCAUUAGAUGAUCCAGCUAACCCUAAACCAGGCACACUUAGAUAUGGUGUCAUCCAAACAAAGCCUUUAUGGAUCAUAUUUGCCAAGGAUAUGGUUAUCAAUCUUAAGAAUGAGCUGAUGGUGAAUAGCUUCAAGACUAUAGAUGGAAGAGGGGCUAAAGUAGAGAUAACAAAUGGACCUUGCAUUACAAUUAAAGACGUUAGCCAUGUAAUUAUUCAUGGGAUUAGCAUUCAUGAUUGCAAGCCAGGGAAAUCAGGCAUGGUUAGGGACAGUCCGACACAUGUCGGCCAACGUACCGGCUCUGAUGGCGAUGGAAUUGUUAUUUUUGCUUCUUCAUAUGUCUGGAUUGACCAUUGCUAUGUUGCACAUUGUACAGAUGGCCUAAUUGACGUGAUUCAUGCUUCUAAUGCAAUUACCAUCUCUAAUAAUUACUUUGCUAACCAUGACAAGGUAAUGUUGCUCGGACACAAUGAUGGGUACUCGGCGGAUAAAGUAAUGAAAGUAACAAUAGCCUUCAACCGCUUUGGCACCGGACUUAUCGAGAGGAUGCCUAGGGUGAGAUUUGGGUAUGCACAUGUGGCCAACAAUCGGUAUGAUGAAUGGCAAAUGUAUGCAAUUGGUGGUAGUGCUAAUCCAACAAUUUUCAGUGAAGGGAACUACUUUGAUGCUUCUAAUGACUACUCUUCAAAGCAGGUUACCAAGAGAGAAGUGAAAAGUGGGUGGACAAACUGGAAAUGGAGGUCUUCAAAAGAUGUAUUCAAGAACGGUGCAUAUUUUGUGCAAUCAGGAUAUGGAACUAUACUUCCACCUUACUCAAAAACUCAGUCGUUUCCUGUUGCUUCAGGAUCAUUGGCUCCUGCUCUAACAUCUGCGGCGGGUCCUUUAAAUUGUGUUGUUAGGAAAUCAUGUGCAUAUUAGUAAACAUGUCACAAAGUUACAUUAGUUGAGUUACUUCAACUCAAAUUUGUAAAUCACAUAAUUCAUACAGUUUCAAGAGAUACAUAGUCAUCAA
This is a messenger RNA of Mercurialis annua (annual mercury), 1286 nucleotides long. Its product is annotated as putative pectate lyase 2. The record is from RefSeq and is a predicted model, not a curated record. The transcript is spliced from 4 exons. Bases 11 to 1192 code for a protein of 393 amino acids. Lineage: Eukaryota; Viridiplantae; Streptophyta; Magnoliopsida; Malpighiales; Euphorbiaceae. Gene Ontology annotation, molecular function: pectate lyase activity.